Molecule: messenger RNA, 1101 nt
Organism: Dendronephthya gigantea
Lineage: Eukaryota; Metazoa; Cnidaria; Anthozoa; Malacalcyonacea; Nephtheidae
Product: coiled-coil alpha-helical rod protein 1-like
Exons: 5
Coding region: 1-1101 (366 amino acids)
Source: RefSeq, a predicted model, not a curated record
AUGGAGAGGGUUGAGGAUGACGAUGAUAGUGAUAUCGAUACGGAAGAAAUAAAAGGGCAACUAAAGACAAUGCAAGAUGCUCUGCAACGCCACUUUGGACAUCACAAAGACGUUGCAAGAUUAAAAAGUGAGGGGAUUUACGGUGGAAAAAAGGAGUAUGUCGUGGUAACGCCAAACCUAGCUCGUUCCACGCCCAGCGAGACAUUACUUGCCAUGCGCGAAGAGCUGGAAGCUGAGCGGAAGAGGAGAAUGGAACAGCUAACUGAUGACGGUGAUGAUGAAGAUUCUAAAAUGACAUCUGAGGCGAAAAAAGUUGUUAAUGAAGAACUGUUACAUUUGUUUGCUUUUCAUGACUCAAAAUAUCAAGUGGAAAAUGAGCAAUCUCGUCAGAAGGUCGAAGAUGCAAAGGAAAUCAUGCACGCUGAGCUGUUGCGAAGGUCUGCGCAGAAAGUCGUCGAUAAGGAAGUCGAGAAGGAGAGGAAACGGAAAUUGGAAGAGCUGGACAAGAUGAUGCGAGGGGAAGGCGAGAAUGAGGCUGAUAUUGCUGAAGCAAGCGAGAAUUUAACGAGAGUUCAAAAUGACCUCAAGAACGCGUUUAAAGUUGCCACAAAAACAAAAGAGAAUAAGGACGUUGCAACUCAGAGAAAAAGCGAAGAAAACAAAGAAAAAUUGCUGCAAGAUAUCCGCCGGAAAUCAGCCGUCUCUUCGGCGAAGGACCUUUCCAGUAAAGAACAACAGCAAAGGAUUGCGGAGUUUGAUGAGCGCAUGCGCGACAUGUUGAGUGAUAGCUCACGUGAUCUUUUAGUCAAUGUCCAGGAACAGUUAUUGGGAUUAUUCUCCAGACUGAAGAGGGAUAAACAGGUUCAGAAAGUCAUGGAUAUCGACAAGACAAAAGAGAACAAAGCUCGGAUGCAAGAGGAACUUGUUCGUACAGCUUCAAGUAAAAUGGCGGACCGUCAAGCGAAUGCAGAGCGUGCUCGCCGUAUGUCGGAGAGUAAGAGUCAGGACGAAGAUAUUGAAAGGCAGGAGACGAUCGAAAUGCUCUUGAAUGUCCAGAAACAGCUUUUGGAUACCUGUGGCCAUGUGCAGGUGGGGUCAUGA